AUACCUGGGUGUUGAACCCACGAUCUCUUGUUCAGUGUUCAGGAAGUGGGCUCUCAAACUAUGGGGAAGAUCCCGCCAUCAUGGAUAGUUGCAUGCGUACAUACAUCCGCCAUUCACAUGUAAGGAAAAAAACAAAUAAUUGCCUCCAGUGCCAGCUUUAUAAGCACCUUAGUCUUCUUCUUCCUUUGCAUUUUAUUCCUACUUUCCGCGUUUUAUUCGGGGAGAGAGAGAGAGAGAGAGUAAUGGCGGAUUCGGAGUCUUUCUUUUGUUCAUACGAAGCAGACGUGGAUUCAGACUGCGAGGGCUCGAGCUCUAGAUCGGGGUCGUGCUUCGAAGCGGAGGAGGAGAUCGACAAUGGCGGAAACGGUGUAGGAUUGGUGAGUGAGGAGAAGAGGAAGGAGGCGAAGAAGAAUACGUUGGAGAAGAAGAAGAGCCAGGUGUUACUCGAGGGUUAUGUCGAGGCGGUGAAUGUCGACGGAGAUCACGACGAUUUGAAGAGGACGAAGAGCUUGACGGAUGACGAUCUCGAGGAGCUGAAAGGUUGCGUGGAUCUAGGGUUUGGGUUCAGCUACGAAGAGAUCCCCGAGCUCUGCAACACUUUACCGGCCCUCGAGCUUUGCUACUCGAUGAGUCAGAAGUUUCUGGAUCACGACCAGAACACAACGACAACGUCGCCGGAGAAGAAGACUCCGGUGCCGGAAUCCUCCGUCAGCCCAAUCGCUAGCUGGAAGAUCUCUAGCCCUGGUGAUAACCCGGAUGAUGUAAAAGCAAGGCUGAAGUACUGGGCACAGGCUGUGGCAUGCACUGUGAGAUUAUGCAGUUGAGAAGAACUUGCAUGGGCGAAAAAUGGAGUGACUGAACAAAAUCUCAGGGAUUCAAGAAAGAAACACAAUGAACUUAUAUCUCAAUGAUGGUCCUGACCAACUGAAUGAAUGAAUUCCCAGGGAAUGUUUCUUGCAGGAGUGAAGUCUCAUGGUCAACCAACUGAGAUAGACCUGCCUGAAACGAUGUUGUAGAUUGGUCGGCUGCAAAGAUGGAUAUGGCAAUAGAAGAUGUACCACAAGAUGUCUUGGCAGAUUUUGCUGAUAUCUACUUCCUGUGAUUGUUCCUAGAUUGAUGUAUUGAAUAAUUUCCAUGGAAAUAAUAAAACUUUAUUUUUGCGAUGA
This is a messenger RNA of Tarenaya hassleriana, 1166 nucleotides long. RefSeq lists its product as uncharacterized. The transcript has 2 exons. NCBI's taxonomy places the organism in Eukaryota, Viridiplantae, Streptophyta, Magnoliopsida, Brassicales, Cleomaceae. The record is from RefSeq and is a predicted model, not a curated record. Bases 81 to 824 code for a protein of 247 amino acids.